This is a messenger RNA of Sciurus carolinensis (gray squirrel), 3666 nucleotides long. It is a transcript of the gene Nup42, whose product is annotated as nucleoporin 42. Gene Ontology annotation, molecular function: nuclear export signal receptor activity; metal ion binding. The transcript has 7 exons. The record is from RefSeq and is a predicted model, not a curated record. Gene Ontology annotation, cellular component: nuclear envelope. NCBI's taxonomy places the organism in Eukaryota, Metazoa, Chordata, Mammalia, Rodentia, Sciuridae. The coding region runs from base 679 to 1575 and encodes 298 amino acids.
GCGACGCUGUCGCAAUGACCAUUUGUCAGUUCUUCCUUCAAGGCCGGUGCCGCUUUGGAGACCGGUGCUGGAACGAACAUCCCGGCACCCGGGGUGCGGGCGGGGGACGGCAGCAACCACAGCAGCAGCCCGCAGGUGACGCUCCCCUCAAUCCUCCGCUGCCAGCUGAGCCGGCAAAGGCCUGGCGUGGGGCCCGUGCGCCGGGGACCCGGCGUCUCGCGUGGGUUCCCGGUGCUGGGCGUGACGCCGCGCCGGUCAGGUGACCAGGACGUGCACGCGUCGCGGCCGCCCGGGCCCCGCCCACCUGGCUUCUCACAGUGCAGUUUGAUGUUUUCAUCCGCAACUUGGGCAAGUCGGUUUUUGUUGAGCAGUUGAGGACCGGGCUUUGGCCCUGGGUGCUAGUGCCAAACAACGAAUUUUUACAUCAGAAGUAAUAAUAGGCGUGGAUGGAAUGCCACCAGUCAGAGAUAUUCCAGUGUCAUCCAGCCUUCCAGUUUCUCUAAAUCCACACCAUGGGGGGGCAGCAGAGAUCAAGAAAAACCAUCUUUUGGUUCUUUUGAUUCUGAAGCUUCAACUAGCCGGAACAGGGGCUUUGGAUUAUCUGAAAACCCAUUUGCUUCACCUAACUGUGAUGAGCAGACAGAUGAAAAGAAACUUCUGGAAGGAAUCGUGAAAGAUAUGGAGGUUUGGGAAUCAUCAGGACAAUGGAUGUUUUCUGUUUAUUCACCAGUGAAAAAGAAACCUAAUAUUUCAGGUUUUACAGACAUUUCACCAGAGGAGUUGAGGCUUGAAUACCAUAACUUCUUAACCAACAAUAACUUACAGAGUUAUCUAAAUUCUAUCCAACAGUUAAUAAAUCAGUGGAGGAAUAGGAUAAAUGAACUGAAAAGUCUAACUACCUCUACUAAAGUAGCAUUGCUCUCUGAUGAUGGAAUAAAUCACGCAGCACCUACAUUUGGAUUUGGAAUUAGGCCAGCAGGAACAUUUGGAUCACCAGGUUUUCAGGUGAAUAAUAGCAGCAGUGAUAAUGCUCAGAAUUUUAGUUUUAAAACAACCCCUGGAUUUGUCACUGCCUCUUCUGGAAGCCCUUCAGUGUUUGGGAGUCCUCUAGCAUUUGGAGCUCUAACCUCUGCCAGUUCUGCCACCUCCACUUCCACUCCAACUUUUGGAUUUGGGAAACCUGAAAUUACAUCUGCUGCUUCAUUUUCAUUUAAAAGUCCUGCAGCCUCCAGUUUUGGAUCACCUGGAUUUUCAGGAUUUCCAGCUUCCAUGGCAGCGGGCCCUGUUGGAGCUCCAGUGGCCCCAGUCUUUGGAAACACCAGUUCUGUGGCUGGUUUUGGUAGUCCCAGCUCACAUUCUUACACUGCCUUUUCCAAGCCAUCUAAUGACAACUUUGGAGAUAGCAGCUUACCCACCUCUCUCCCAUUCUCAAAUGUCGUCAUCACCACAGAUAAUGUGUUAUUCACACCCAAGGAUCAACUAACAGUAGAAGAAUUAGAACAAUUUCAAUCUAAGAAAUUUAUUCUGGGAAAAAUUCCAUUAAAGCCACCACCUGUGGAGCUUCUAAAUAUUUAAAAGGGCGAUUUUAAAUACAGAAAAGAACGACUUUUAAAUAAGAGGUUUUUUGUUUCUGUUUUCACAGUACUGGAGUUGAACCUAGGGCCUUGAGUGUACUAAGCAAGUGCUUUACCACUGAGCCAUACCCCCAGCCUUAUAAUGGCUUUUGAACUUGUCCUGAGUGGUUCAUAUAAAAGAGCAGAUAUAGAUGCAUGUGUGUAUAUACAUAUACACACAUACAUAUAUGUAUGUAUAUACACAUAUUUUUGAGGAAUGUGAACUUUCAAUAAUAACUUUAGGGAUUUUAAAGUUUAACAUUUUUUUCCUUAAGCUUAAGUAGAAUAUAUCAAAAAUAUAAAUAAAUAAAUACAUAAUAAGGGAAUUUUUUUUGGACUGUAAUUAUGAACUGAAAAAAAAAAUUGUACUGAAUAAUAUUCUGUCCCACUUUACUGUCUCACCCUUUAAAGUUGGUGUGUGUGUGUGGUGUGUGCCUGGGAAUCAAACCCAGGGCCUUUUCGUGCUAGACUAGACCUCUUAUCUGUUCCUCCCUCACUGUUUCCAGUUCCUUUUCUCUUACCCUCUGAGGUAAGAGAAAGGUUCAGAAGCAAGACGAGGAUGUUCCAGCUGGAUUGAUGUAGCUGCCUUCUUUACUCCAAGCCCCAUUCUUUGAAUUCUGCCUUUUCACUUUUAUCUCCUUUUCAAAGGGAUCAUUGAAAGUCUUCAAGAAGUGAGACAUCUUUUUAAGAAGGAUGCUUUUAACGUAUGAGAAAAAUUAAUGACUUUUUCUUUCCCUUCAAAGAUUAGUUAAAUUAUUACAGAAGAAACUCAAAAGGUCCAAAACUUCAUUGAUGCUCCUGAAGGGCAAAUUAAAAUAAUGAAAUGCCUCAUCAUGUUCAUCCACCUGGUAAAAAUGAAAACCUGACAAUAACAAAUAUUGGUGAAGGUGUAAUAUAGGAACUCACAUGCAAUCAGUGGAAGUGUAGAUUGUUGCAAGUACUUAAAAGAGCAGACUGGCAGCAUCUAAUAACAUUGAAGGUGCACAUCCUCUACAACCUAGCAGUUCCACUCCUAUGCAAGACCUUGCUCCUCAAAGUAUGGUCCUAGGACUAGCAGCAUCAACACCACCUGGGAAGUUAACAUAUGUGAAAAGCCAGGUCUUACCCCAAACUUAAUGAAUCAGAGACUGCACUUUAGAAGGACUAAUCAAAUGAUUUGUAUGCACGUGGUUGUGUGAGAAAUUUGCAUAUAUGAACAAGGAUAUGUACAAAAAUGUGCAUAAUAUUGUUUAUAGUAGCAAAAUGGAAACAACCAGAAGUCCUUUCACAGGAUAGCAGAUAAUCUGGUAUGAUGGAAUGCAUCUGUAUACUCAUGAAAAGUAUAAACAACCAAAAUGAGGCAGGUGCAGAAUUAUAUGUAUAAUAUACUAUUUAAAAUGCAAGUUAUAUUAUUUGUGGAUACUUACAACAUAGGAAUAGCAGCAUGGGAAUAAUAGGUUCAAAAUGGUAUUUACCUAGGUUAGGGAGAAAAAUGAAUCUGAGAGGUAUAGACAGGAGGCUUUAUAUGUGAUCUUUUUAAAAUGCAACUUAAAGCUUUAUAUGACUAUGAUAAAGUUUAGCAGUGGAUGAUGAGUACAUAGUUAUAACUAUGUUAUUUUCUGUACUUUUCCAUAUGGCUAAAAUAUGUCUACAAAUGUUAAAGAUUUUAGAAAACAAACGCUGCCUUUUCUGCCUCAAAAUGUGUAUUAAGUAGCUUUCUGAUUCCUAAAGUGAUCGCUGUGCAUUGACUGUUUUGUCAAAUUGUAUUUUAGUCUAUUGGAUUAUACAUGGCACACUGAUGAAGCUUGUUCAAAUACUGAAGCCCAGAAGCAAAACUGCUCUGGAGAACAUUUGGGUAGUCAAAGAAAUUUUAGGAUACACAUUCAGGUAUUUGUGGACAAAAAUGAAAAUUAUAUUUGAUGAACUGUUUAAGGGUUUAUAUUUGUUUCAUUACACCAGACAAGGAAGAUAAUGUAGAAUCAGUAUGUUAAGUAUUUACCUUGAGGUUGUUAACAGCCACAUGUCCUCAAGCAGCUAGAAGUCCAGCCUUGUAUCCUUGGUCAUUGCUCGUGCA